AGGUGAAGGUGGUGGGGCUGGGGGACUCCGUCAAGCUCAGCAUCCUCCGAGGCUGUCCGGGGCUGCCCGGGGCCGCGGGGCCCAAGGGAGACGCAGGGGUCAACGGAGAGAGAGGAGCACCUGGUUCCCCUGGAGUCCCUGGGAAGGCAGUACCGACGCGACCCAAAGGAGACCGCGGGGAGAAAGGUGAGCCCGGCUCGCGGUCCGGGGGGCGCCUCGGCAGGCUCUGUCCACCACCUCGGACCUGUAAGGAGCUGCUCACGAGGGGGCACUUUCUGAGCGGCGGGUACACCGUCUACCUGCCCGACUGCAGGCCCCUGAGUGUGCUGUGUGACAUGGACACGGACGGCGGCGGCUGGACCGUUUUCCAGCGAAGGAGCGACAGCUCCGUGGAUUUCUUUCGAGACUGGGCCGUGUACAAGAAGGGCUUCGGCAGUCAGCUGCGGGAGUUCUAGCUGGGGAAUGACAACAUCCAUGCCCUCACCGCCCAGGGAACCAACGAGCUCCGUGUAGACCUUGUGGACUUUGAGGGUAACCGCCAAUUUGCCAAGUACAGCUCAUUCCAGAUGGCGGGCAAGGCCGAGAAGUACAGGCUGGUCCUGGGAGCCUUCGCUGGGGGCAGCGCGGGAGCCCCGAGCUCCGUGUCGACCCUGUGGACUUUGAAAACAACCUCCAAGUACAAGUCAUUUGCCAAGUACAAGUCAUUCAAGAUGGCGGGCAAGGCCGAGAAGUGUAAGUUCGUCCUGGGGGCCUUCGCUGGGGGCAGUGCGGAUCUGAUGGUUUACCGCUCAACCCUGGUUAACAUUGAGAACGCCCCUCUCGUGAUGGAAGGACUAGAGCGCCCAUAUGGGGCUCUUGUCUCCCCUUCCACGUCCACCGUCCAUCUGUACCUGGCCACCUCUGCAUCAAGAGCACCCCUGGGCAAGUGUGGGCAGCCGGAGAUGCAGACUGAAGUGGCACCAACCUCCAAUCCCGGGGCGCCUGCAGCAGAGCCCCCGACACCCCCAGCAGAACAGCCAUGA
Molecule: messenger RNA, 1022 nt
Organism: Odobenus rosmarus divergens (Pacific walrus)
Lineage: Eukaryota; Metazoa; Chordata; Mammalia; Carnivora; Odobenidae
Gene: FCN1
Product: ficolin (collagen/fibrinogen domain containing) 1
Exons: 10
Source: RefSeq, a predicted model, not a curated record